This is a messenger RNA of Microthlaspi erraticum, 4350 nucleotides long. The record is from the annotation of a GenBank genome assembly. NCBI's taxonomy places the organism in Eukaryota, Viridiplantae, Streptophyta, Magnoliopsida, Brassicales, Brassicaceae.
AUGGCUCCACGGAAACCUACACCCGAAGAACUACACGAAGAGUUACGCAACACGUUGGAGUCGUUUCAAACGGGUUUACAGGAUGCGGUCCUUAACGCCGUGGAACAUGCACUAACGACGGUGUUGGAGAAUCAACAACGCAACGGACGCGGUCACCAGCCACGACAACACGACGACGGCUCGGAUGAUGAGGGAUUAGCGGAGAAUUUAUUUGCAGAGAAUCGUAAUGACGACCGCAGAGAUAAUCAAGACGACCGUGGAGCAGAUCACAACCACUAUCAUCACGACGCUCGCAACAACACUGCUUCCCGGUGGGAUACAGGAUUUCGACAUGAUAUUCAUGAGUUUUCCGGAUCUCUUAACCCCGAGGAGUUCAUUGAUUGGUUGAACAUGGUCGAGGAAAUAUUGGAGUUUAAGCAAGUCCCGGAUGAGAUGCGAGUCACGUUGGUUGCUACUCGUUUCAAAAGCCGUGCCAUGGCCUGGUGGCAACAACUCAAAGAAUCUCGGCGCCGUGUUAACAAACCUCGUAUUGCAACAUGGGAGAGGAUGAAGAAACACAUGCGCAGGAGCUUUCUUCCAUACAACUACGAGAGAACGUUAUAUAAUAAAUUGCAAAAUCUCCGCCAGGGCACACGUUCAGUUGAUGACUAUGCUUCUGAAUUUUUCCACAUGACAGCUCGCAUGUCAUCUAUGGAAUCUGAAGAUCAGUUAGUCUCUCGCUUCAUCGGAGGUUUGCGUUCACAAUUACAGGUUGCUCUUCAGCAAUUCAACCCAGUCUCUGUUUCAGAGGUUCACCAACGUGCUAUUGCUAUGGAAUCACAGCUCCGGUCGGUUUGGUCAUCAUCUACAUCUCGGAACCAGUUUCCCAGUCCAGCUUUGGCAGACACAACGAUAGGUGCACCUAUGGAUGCUUCGACAUCUCGUUCUGACUUUCAAAAACCAAGUCCGCAAACAGAAACAAUUGGUUCCUCUCGACCUACGAGACCUAAUGCUUUACGAUGCUUUUCUUGUGGAGAAAGAGGUCAUAUUCAAACUUCAUGUCCGAAAAACACUAAACGAGGUUUGGUGAUCCAAGAGAGUGAAGAUCUUGGUCCUCAAUUUGAUGAAUAUGACUCAGAUCAUCAACAUGAUGAGUCGGUGGAUGAGAUUCGUGGAGAUAUUGGCCUUAAUUUGGUUUUGCGUCGCAACUGUUUGGCUCCACGUGCGGCACAAGAAUCAUGGCUUCGCUGUACCAACGUUUUAGCUAGAGAAGCGGUUCAGAAGCUAGGACUCAAGACAGAGCCACAUCCAGCACCAUAUCCGCUUGCUUGGCUGAAUCAAGACAACGAGAUGCGUGUUACUCAACGCGUGUUGGUCGCUUUCUCGAUUGGGACUUACAAAGAUGAAGUUUACUGUGAUGUUGUACCCAUGGACGCUUGCCAUCUCUUAUUGGGACGACCAUGGCAAUUCGAUCGCGAUGCAACACAUAAGGGCCGACUUAACACAUACACCAUUGUCUUUGGAGAUCGUACCAUUACUCUACUUCCGUCGAAAGAUCAUGAUUCUGUGGUGCUUUCUUCUGGCCCUACUCCCACUGCUAUCAAUCCUUCACCAACGAAGUCUUUGUUGACAUUACCAAAGGAAACCUUCGAAACAGAGCUCAAAAACUCGGAGCUCGUUUGGGCGCUCGUUGCUGCUCCCUCCUCUGUCUCACCAUCUCAUGAUGUUGUUCCUGACGCUUUUUUCUCUCUUCUUAAGCAAUUUAGUGAUGUGUUCCCCGACGAUUUACCUCGUGCGUUACCUCCUCUUCGAGAUAUCCAACAUCACAUCAAUUUGGUCCCUAAUGCGGUUCUCCCUAAUCGACCACAUUACCGCAUGAGCCCGCAAGAGCACGAUGAGUUAACGCGACAGGUUGAAGAAUUGCUUCACAAGGGCCACAUUCGUAAGAGCUUGAGUCCGACAGCGGUUCCAGCUUUAUUGAUUCCUAAGAAAGAUGAUUCUUGGAGAAUGUGUGUAGAUAGCCGUGCUAUCAACAAAAUCAUGGUACAAUAUCGUUUUCCAAUUCCUCGUUUGGAUGACCUUCUUGAUCAGAUAGGACAUGCUUCAAUCUUCACGAAGCAAUUUGACUUGAAAAGUGGAUACCAUCAAAUCCGUAUUCGUCCCGGAGAUGAGUGGAAGACAGCUUUCAAAACGCGUGAGGGUCUGUUUGAAUGGAUGGUCAUGCCUUUUGGUCUCUCUAACGCUCCAAGCACAUUCAUGCGAGUUAUGAAUCAAGCACUUCGUCCUUUUAUUGGCAAGUUCGUUGUUGUCUACUUCGGCGAUAUCUUAAUUUUCAGCAACGAUUUGCAAAGCCAUCUGUUACACCUGACGGAAGUUCUUCAAGUUUUACGCCGUGACAAGCUUUUUGCAGCUCGAAAGAAGUGUCUUUUUGGCGCCUCGCAAGUCCUGUUUCUCGGCUAUAUCAUCUCUGAUAAGGGAUUACAGGUGGAUCCCAGCAAAGUUGAGGCCAUUAAAUCUUGGCCAACACCACGUUCUAUCACCGAAGUUCGUAGUUUCCACGGUUUGGCUUCCUUUUACAGACGAUUUGUCCAUCACUUUAGUGAUAUCACCGCUCCACUUACAGACUCUAUGAUGGGCACAUCGUUUCAUUGGACCCCAGAGGCAGAAGUGGCCUUUGAAACUAUAAAAAAAAAGUUGGUUUCUGCGCAGAUAUUGGCUCUUUAUGAUUUUUCUGUUGUGUUUGAACUCCAUUGUGACGCUUGCAAGUUGGGCAUUGGUGCAGUUUUGAGUCAGCAAGGACGCCCUGUUGCUUUCUUCAGUGAGAAGAUUUCCGGUUCCCGCGCCCGCUAUAGCAUGUAUGAUGUCGAAUUUUAUGCUAUUGUCCAAGCAAUUAAGCAUUGGCGCUAUUAUCUCUUUCAUCAUGAGUUUAUUCUUUACACGGAUCAUGAUGCUUUGAAGCACUUGGGCAGUCAAGAGAAGAUUUCCGCUCGUCAUGCUUCGUGGAUAGCCUUUCUCCAACAGUUUACUUUUGUUAUUAAACACCAAUCCGGCCGUACUAACAAAGUAGCUGAUGCUUUGAGUAGACGUCAUAAUUUGCUCGCCACUUUAGAGGUCUCUGUUCCUGGUUUUUCUUCCUUUGCAGAGUUAUACCCUCUCGAUCCUUUUUUUGGACUUAUUUGGGAAAGUCUUCAGGAAGGUCACCACCCUGAUUUUCUCCUCCAAGACGGUUUCAUGUUUCGGGAUUCACGGCUUUGUGUUCCUGCUUGUAGCCUGAGGUUGCAGUUGAUUACAGAGUUACAUGGAGAGGGUCAUAUGGGGAGAGAUCGAACAUUGCAGUUGGUUGCUGAGUCGUAUUUUUGGCCAACAUUACGUAGAGAUGUCGCACGUUUUGUUGAGAGGUGUGUUGUGUGUCAAUUGUCUAAGGGUCCUGCAAGUAAUGGUGGGUUGUACAUGCCGCUCCCUGUUCCGACUCAACCUUGGACAGACAUAAGCAUCGAUUUUGUUUUAGGGUUACCUCGGACGCAACGCGGUUUUGACUCAAUCUUCGUGGUCGUCGAUCGUUUUUCGAAGAUGGUGCACUUUGUUCCUUGCAAGAAAACCACAGACGCGGUUCAGGUUGCUACUUUGUUCUUCCGCGAGAUUUAUCGUCUUCAUGGCUUACCCUUGUCGAUUGUUUCCAAUCGUGACUCGCGCUUCUUGAGUCAUUUUUGGCGUUCUUUAUGGAAACUUCUACGUACUAGCCUUGAUAUGAGUUCGGCUUACUAUCCUCAAUCCGACGGUCAAACAGAAGUUGUAAACAGAUCUUUGGGCAACAUGCUGCGUUGUUUGGUGGGAAGCAAUAUCAAGUCUUGGGAUACGAUUCUGUGUAAAGCAGAAUUUGCUUUCAACCAUGCUGUGAACAGAAGCACCUCCUUUAGUCCAUUUCGUGUGGUCUACGGUAUUGUUCCACGAGGUCCUGCAGGUCUUGGCGUUACUCCGGAUGCGACCCGCGAUCAUGGUCAAGCUAUUGAUUUCGUCGCCAAUCUUUCAUUCAUCCACGCUCAGAUUCACGAUAAUUUACAAAUCGCUUCUGCCAAGUAUAAGGAGGCUGCGGAUCGCCAUUGCCGUGACGUUCAAUUUAAGGUAGGUGAUUUGGUGUGGGCAAUCAUAACCAAAGACAUGUUUCCUCCACGAGAGUACAACAAGCUUAAGACACGUAAGAUUGGACCUUUGGAAGUUUUGGAGAAAAUUAAUGCAAAUGCUUAUCGUGUGAAGCUUCCAUCCGACAUUCGGUCUUCUGAUGUCUUCAACGUCAAACACCUAUGUCCGUAUGUUGCGCAAGAUGAGGCUGAAGAUUCGAGGGCGAAUCUUUCCCAACCCCGGGCGACCUGA